AUGGAACAUUUAUUACAAGAUGAGAGCCUCAGACGAGCGAUCCUCAUUACUGGACUGAGCACAAUCCUCUGGCUGAUUUGGAAAUGGUCUACUGCAACGGACAUUCCCAAAAUCAAAGGUAUCUUCGAGAUUCCCGGCGCAUUGCCCAUAACAGGCCAUCUCCUCGAACUCGGCGACGACCACGCUUCAGUCUGCGAGUCCUGGUGGCACAAACACUCCCAACCCAUCUUUCAGAUCCGCUUAGGAAAUACCCGCGCCGUAGUCUUCAACAGUUUCUCAGCCUGCAAGAAAAUCCUCCUCAAUCAUCAAUCCGCCGUAAUCGACCGUCCAAAACUCUAUACUUUCCACGGCGUCAUUUCUUCUACUCAAGGUUUCACCAUAGGUUCCUCACCUUGGGACGAGAGCUGUAAAAAUAAACGCAAAGCCGCGGGCCAGACUUUGGGGAGAGUUGCGAUGAAAGGGUAUGUGGAGAUGUUUGACAUGGAAACUUUGAGUAUUGCGCGGGAUAUUCUACGGGAUUGUGGGAGAGGGGAGAGGGAGUUGGAGGUCCGGCCUUAUUUGCAACGGUAUGCGUUGAAUACGACGUUGACGCUUUGUUAUGGGAUUCGGAUGGAUGGGGUGUGGGAUGAUUUGUUGAGAGAGGUGUUGGAAGUUGGGAGUGCGAUUUCGUUGUUGAGGAGUGCGAGUGAGAAUUAUCAGGAUUACAUUCCGAUUUUGAGGUAUUUGCCGAAGAAUUCGAAGAAUGCGAGGAGUAAGGAGUUGCGGAGUAGGAGGGAUGCGUAUUUGAAUACGUUGUUGGAACGAGUGAGGGAGAUGAUACAGAUUGGGAACGAUAAGCCUUGUGUUGCUGCGGCUAUUCUGAAGGACGAGGAGACGAAGUUGACGGGGGUUGAGGUUUCUUCAAUCUGUUUGUCGCUUGUAUCCGGUGGCUUCGAGACGAUUCCAGGUACAUUGACCUCGUGUAUCGGAUCGUUGUCGACUCCGGAAGGGCAGAAGUUCCAAGAAAGAGCCUACGAAGACAUCAAGCGGCAUUAUUCCAACAUUGCAGAAGCAUGGACAAGAUCUCUCGAGGUCGAAGAUAUCCCAUAUGUCAAUGCCAUCGUAAAGGAAGCUGGACGAUACUACACCGUCUCGUCCAUGAGUCUACCGCGCAAAGCAGCAACCGACAUCCACUGGGACAAUGGAGUGGUGAUCCCCAAAGGCACCAUGAUUCUGAUCAAUGCACAGGCGGCGAAUCACAGCGUCGAGCACUUUGGUCCGGAUGCAGGGAUUUUCAACCCAGAACGAUGGCUCGAGUCUUUGGAUCCUCCGACGGAAGUCCCAUCGGAAGGUCUCCAGCAUCACUCAUUUGGUGCGGGAUCUCGGGCUUGUUCGGGGCAGUUCAUUGCAAGUCGACUCCUCUAUACCGCUCUGGUGCGCCUGAUCAGCAGCUUCAAGAUCGUUGCGAGCGAGACGGAGCCGCCGAAUACGGAUUACGUCGACUACAACCAAUUCAAGUCUGCUCUGGUGGCCAUCCCAAGAGACUUCAAGGUCAAGCUGAUACCGAGAGAUACGGAUGAGUUGGAGGGAUGCCUGAGAGCGGCGGAGGAGAGGACCAAGGAUGCUUAUACCUAG
Molecule: messenger RNA, 1614 nt
Organism: Ramularia collo-cygni
Lineage: Eukaryota; Fungi; Ascomycota; Dothideomycetes; Mycosphaerellales; Mycosphaerellaceae
Product: related to cytochrome P450 phenylacetate 2-hydroxylase
Exons: 6
Coding region: 1-1614 (537 amino acids)
Molecular function (GO): monooxygenase activity; iron ion binding; oxidoreductase activity, acting on paired donors, with incorporation or reduction of molecular oxygen
Source: RefSeq, a predicted model, not a curated record